CAUUGGCCGCGCGGGCUGGGCGGGCGGGGCCGGGCCCGGCGGCGGCGGGGCCGCGCUGCAGCCUCGGCCGGGGAGCGCCGUGCUCGCAUCGCUGGGCGCUGCCGCCGCCGGGCUGGGAGGAGGCAUUCCAGCAGCUGCGCGUCUUCUGCUCCUGGUCUUUUUUCUCCCCCGCGAAUCUCUGCAAAGACAAGUUAUGUCCACAGCUACUCUGAUUACCCUGGUGCGGAAUGGGGGGUUCCAAGUGAGGAGGCGAGCCGCGCUCACGUCGCGCUUCCUGCAGGACGAGAAGCGCCCCGCAGCCGCCUGCUCCAUCUCCACCUGCGAGCGCCGCGCCUCCCGCUUCGACCCCGAAGGCAGCGGGCGGCCCACCACAUGGGACACCUUCGGCAUCUGGGACAACCGCAUCGAUGAGCCCAUUCUCCUCCCACCCAGCAUCAAGUACGGCAAGCCGAUCCCAAAGGUGAGCCUGAGCAACGUGGGCAGCGCCAGCCACAUCGGGAAGAGAAAGGAGAACGAGGACCGUUUCGAUUACGCUCAGCUGACAGAGGAUAUCCUGUACUUCGCGGUGUACGAUGGGCACGGCGGGGCAGCAGCUGCAGACUUCUGCGAAAAGUACAUGGAAAAAUAUAUUAAGGAAUUUCUUGCUGAGGAGGACAACUUGGAAAAUGUUUUGAGUAAAGCUUUUCUAGAAAUAGACAAAGCGUACGAAAGGCAUGCUAAUCUCUCUGCUGACGCAACUCUGCUGAACUCUGGGACCACUGCAACAGUGGCUCUGCUGCGGGAUGGAAUUGAGCUGGUUGUGGCAAGCGUGGGAGACAGUCGUGCUCUGCUGUGCCGGAAGGGAAAGGCUGUGAAACUCACCACUGACCAUACUCCAGAGAGAAAGGAGGAGAAGGAAAGGAUUAAGAAGUGUGGUGGCUUCGUUUCCUGGAACAGUGUGGGACAGCCUCACGUGAACGGUAGACUUGCAAUGACGCGGAGCAUAGGAGAUUUGGAUCUUAAAAACAGUGGUGUGAUAGCCCAGCCUGAAACAAAAAGGGUUCAGCUGCACCAUGCAGAUGACAGCUUCCUGGUGCUGACCACUGACGGCAUCAACUUCAUAGUGAACAGCCAGGAGAUCUGUGACUCCAUCAGCCAGUGCCACGACCCUGCUGAGGCUGCCCACAUGGUCACUGAGCAGGCAGCGCAGUUUGGCUCUGAAGACAACGGCACAGUUGUCAUAGUGCCAUUUGGAGCUUGGGGCAAGUACAAGAACGGGGAGAUCACCUUCUCCUUCAGCCGCAGCUUUGCUUCCAGCGGGAGGUGGGCGUGAAGACAACGCCACAGCCAUCCUUCGCUGCUGUCACCUGGCCACAGCGUGCUACAGGAGAACACUUCCAUCUGUUCCUAGGCUGACUCAGUGUCUUGUCCAUCUCUUCUGUUCCCAGUGCUAGAAGGUGCCACUGCUCCCUUGGUGCGUAGUGCCCGUUGUUGCUUAUGGCUGACCGUGUCUUGCUGCCUGCGUUAUUCCAGGUGGCAGCGGGCAGCGCCCUGGGUUUGUAGCCCCAGCAGCUCCACACACCACUUUGUUCACACAGAUGAGGUUCUGGGCUUUCACCUGAGGCUGGAGGGGGUGCACAGUCAUUUCAUGCCUACCUGUAUUCCCCAGUACCCUCAGUUCCCUGGCAGCUGUGAAUCCCUGAGCCACAUGCUGGCUUCCUUAUUUGGUAAAACACAGGGGAACAAACGCACAAUGUUCUUAGGUAGACAGAAAGGUUUGUUGUCUUUUCUGCUGCAACCACCCAAAGCUUCCCUGUGCUCCAGGAGAAGUGGGUGAAAAAUAAAGGAGAAGUUUCAGAAUGUUUAGGUUCUGAUGCCAGUGGCAUUUGGUGUAGCUGUACAAGUUCCUGCGACAGUGCUGCUUUAUGCUCCCACUGCCGUCAUCUGUGAUCCUCUAGCUCCAAGGAGACAGACCAGGCUGGAGCCACGUGCUGUUGGACAGAUGGGAACCUUCCUCCAUUGGGUCCAAAGCCUGUACAGUCUCUGUGGACCAUGCAGCAGCCCCUUGCACUGUCUUCUCUUUGCUGUCAGUGCCUGACAGAAGCACAGAGGAGGGAAAAAGACGCACAGUUUCGAUAUCCAGAGACUCAUCAACUUGAAUUUCUUUUUUUUUUUUUAAUAAAGAAAAUAAGCUAAUUUCAAAGA
Messenger RNA from Sturnus vulgaris (Common starling), 2184 nucleotides. RefSeq names its product protein phosphatase, Mg2+/Mn2+ dependent 1K (gene PPM1K). The record is from RefSeq and is a predicted model, not a curated record. Gene Ontology annotation, molecular function: cation binding; protein serine/threonine phosphatase activity. Gene Ontology annotation, biological process: protein dephosphorylation. NCBI's taxonomy places the organism in Eukaryota, Metazoa, Chordata, Aves, Passeriformes, Sturnidae.